Molecule: messenger RNA, 2461 nt
Organism: Ictalurus furcatus (blue catfish)
Lineage: Eukaryota; Metazoa; Chordata; Actinopteri; Siluriformes; Ictaluridae
Gene: rab35a
Product: RAB35, member RAS oncogene family a
Exons: 6
Coding region: 252-857 (201 amino acids)
Biological process (GO): endocytic recycling
Cellular component (GO): plasma membrane; endosome membrane
Molecular function (GO): GTP binding; GTPase activity
Source: RefSeq, a predicted model, not a curated record
GGGUGGAAUUAUAAACCGCAGCUAGCAGCAGGCUAACAACCGCGAAGCGCAGAGAGCAGCCGCAUGUCUUCUGGGUGUGAACCAGAAGAAAGUGUCGAAAAUACCCGCCGGCUAAGGGGAGACAUCUUCCGCAGAAAGACUACAGCCUCUCAGCCGGGGGGGAGCGAGACACCGGUUUACACCCAGCGCUGUCUUUUACACACCGGACAUUGAAACGGGAAACGACGCGCGGAUUGCGAGCGAGCAGUGCCAUGGCGCGCGACUACGAUUACCUCUUCAAGCUCCUCAUCAUCGGCGACAGCGGUGUGGGGAAAAGCAGUCUACUGCUGAGGUUUGCAGAUAACACGUUUUCAGGUAGCUACAUUACCACCAUCGGCGUGGACUUUAAGAUCCGGACGGUGGAGAUAAAUGGAGAGAAGGUGAAGCUACAGAUUUGGGACACGGCAGGACAGGAACGCUUCCGUACUAUCACUUCAACGUACUACAGAGGCACACAUGGUGUGAUAGUGGUUUAUGAUGUGACGAGUGCAGAGUCCUUUGUAAAUGUUAAACGAUGGCUUCAUGAAAUCAACCAGAACUGUGACGAUGUUUGUCGAAUAUUAGUGGGUAAUAAAAACGACGACCCCAACUCAAAGGUAGUGGAGACGGCCGACGCACAGAAGUUUGCGGAGCAGAUGGACAUUCGGCUGUUUGAAACCAGCGCCAAGGAGAAUCUCAAUGUGGAGGAUAUGUUCAACUGCAUUACAGAGCUGGUUCUCAGGGCGAGGAAAGAGUCCAUGGCCAAGCAGCAGCAGCAACAGCAGAGCGAAGUGGUCAAACUCAGCAGGAACAGCAAACGCAAGAAGAGAUGCUGCUAACAGACUGGAGUUGUAGCGCUACACUCUCAGAGCCAACGAAACAUGCCACUGAACUGACAGGAGCCGGAAAACCGCCACAGAACGCAGCAUCCCGAGAGAGAAGAUCCAAAUCAAAUUUAAAGAGAUGUAUCUAUAUCUAUAUCGAAAUCUACUAAUGAAAUCCUUUCGGACUUUCUAUUUACAUACACGAUAGACUUGUGCAGACUCAAACGUAGAUUUAAGUGAACAUGGAUUCAAGUGGCCGCGACGCCCUUUGUGCAAAGGUCGAGGCCACAAUGGCCUGUAAAGGAGAAGUGUUCUCAUUUAUGUCUGUAAUCAUGCCAGCCCUCACCCACACACACGCACACACACGCGCGCGCCUAUUUUGACAUAAACACCCAUUUGACAUAUUGGUAUCUCAUCUGCUCAUUUUGUUUUGUGUCAUAUAGACAAGACUGUGCCAUUUGACACAAAUGAGGAUGAUGAUGAUGAUGAAUCAUGCCCCUUUCUUCUCGAGUGCUCCUCAUGCUUUUUUGAUUCACAGGAAGUCUGACCAGCCUGGACAAAACGCUCACAUUGCUGCCAAUCCCUCAUAGAUGAGUUAUUUUUGCUUGUAUGUUUUUUUGUUUGUUUGGGGUUUAACCCCCACCCACCCACCCCCCCGACCUUUGGCUUGAUUUUGUACAAUUUUUUUUUUUCUUUUUUUUUUUUAAACUAACAAAAUAUACCACUGUAAUCAGUUGCACAGGGGAUUUGGUGCCACCAAUCAGAGCUUUUUUGCUCUUACAGUGCCGAAGGAAAAUACUGGACCUCAGUGCAGUGAAAUAACUAAAUAUAUCUCAUAUAUGGAAAAGGGAUAACUGUAUUCUGAUCUACACACGAUAGUGCUAUUGGGAGAUUCAAAUCAGCCCUUGGGGACCACAUCCUUCAGCUUUCACUCGCCUGCUUCGCCUGGACUCGGGUGUGAUGACAAAGUGGCCAACUAUUAGCUACCACUCGUUCCAAAAUCCAGGACAAGGUUUGGAUCUGAAGACUCUUCACCUUGGAGAUAAAGAUAUCAGAGAUCGAGCGGAGCAUCUUAAGUAAUGAGAAUAGUACUGAAGUUGGUAAUAUAGUCAUUCUGAAAAAUAUCAUCAACAGUUGAGGAAUUAUCACCAAAUCCGGGUGAAUAUUCCGACACAUACAAGAUACGUAUUAAAAUCUAAAUAAAUACAUGUGCGUGUGAGCACACACUCGUCUUUAAAUAGCUCCUUUUGCAUAAUACAUCAGCAUAAUCCAACUAUGUUUUGAAUUCAAGGCACAGAGCUGAACGGAAAAUCCAAUCGUGUUUAGAUCUACACGUGAAACGGCACAUAGGUUCGAACGAACGUCUCGUCAAAGAAUUGAAACCGGAUCGUGAGCCGUAAACGUGCGCGUGCAUAUCAGUAUCGUAAUCUACACGAUGUACAUAUACAAACACGCAUGUCUGUAUGUAAACAUCAUUACGUGUGUGUUUUAUAUAUGUGUAAGCUUAACGAUCUGGUGUACACUGGAAGGAAAAAAAAGAUAUUUUGAUAUUUUGCCACUCAUUCAUUUUGUUCGCCUUAUCAUGAAUCUAACUGAGGAUAAUAAACAUUUGAAAGUAA